AUGGCUGUAGUUUUGGACCCCCAGGUUCAGGCUUCUCGAACACAAGAUGGGUUUCUAAUAGUGAAAUUGGAAGAUGAUUCCCACUGGCAUCAGAAAUCUUUCCUUCAUAGCAAUGACUAUGGCCCUGAGGCUUCCUGUCAGCGUUUCUGGCAGUUCCACUACCAGGAGGCAGCAGGACCACGGGAAGCUUUGAACCAGCUCCGUGAACUCUGUCAUCAGUGGUUGAGACCAGAGAAAUGCACAAAAGAGCAGAUUCUGGAGCUGCUGGUGCUUGAGCAGUUCCUGACUGUUCUUCCUAGAGAAAUCCAGACCUGGGUUAGAGAACAGCAUCCAGAGAAUGGAGAGGAGGCGGUGACCCUGGUGGAAAAUUUGCAAAGAGAACCUGGCAGAUCAGCGAUGAAGGAGCUGGUGACUUUUGGAGAUGUGGCCAUAUACUUCUCUCAGGAGGCACAAGGGCAGUUGGAUUCAGCUCCACAGGACCUCUGCCAAGAUCAAACUCAGGAGAAUGAUGAGAAUGGAGUCUCACAGAGAUUUCCAAUUCCCAGAACCAACAUGAUCUCCCAAUUAGAGCAAGGGGGGAAACUGCAGAACCCAGAUCUUCAAGGCUGUAAAGAGAAGGAAAACUCACGAGAUCCUCAAAUGGUUGGAGAACGAACAAAAAUUGGUCAGGCACCAGUAAUGAAAAAAAUCAAACACUGGGAAGAGCUGGAGCAUCAGGGCUUGGAUGAUGAAAAGGUGGCUGGUGUACACUGGGGCUAUGAGGAAACCAAAAUUUUCCUAGGGAUUCUUAGUGAGUCUUGGAUUUAUGAAAAACUCCGAACUUGUCACAGGAACCGUCAGGUAUACCGGAUUGUAGCUGAGCGACUUCGUGAACGAGGCUUCCUCCGGACUCUGGAACAAUGUCGAUAUAGAUUUAAAAACCUUCAGACAAACUACCGUAAAGCAAGAAGCACCCACACCCCAGGAACCUGCCCCUUCUAUGAGGAAAUGGAUGCUCUGAUGAGCCCUCGUGUUGCUGUCACUGCUCCAGAGGUGGAAGGGGAUCUUGGGCAGGGAGACCAUGAUAUUGAAAGUGAAGAACUGGAGAGGGAUAAUUGGGAACAUGAAGAGAUAGCAAUGGCAGGGGUUGUGCUAGAGGGUGGGUCCAGGGAGCUGGACCUGGGCCAUCCAGCAGCAUCUUUGGAAGAACUGCAUUCAGGAGCUAUAACAGAGGAUUCUGAUGGUGAGGAAUUGGGCAAUGAUGAACCGUCUGAAAGCCCUGGUACCCAAACCCUGUUUCGGAGUGCCACAGGAGUACACUGGGGUUAUGAAGAAACCAAGAUUUUUCUGGGGAUUCUCGGUGAACCUCGUAUUUAUGAAAAACUUCGGACCUGUCAUCGGAACCGUCAAGUGUACAGGAUUGUAGCUCAGCGACUUCGUGAAUGUGGCUUCCUCCGGACUUUGGAACAAUGUCGUUACAGAUUCAAAAACCUUCAGACACACUACCGAAAAGCAAGAAGUGGCCACACCCCAGAGACCUGCCCAUUUUAUGAGGAGAUGGAUGCCCUGAUGAGUCCAUGGACAGCCAUUGCACCGCUUGAUGUCCUAGAAAUGGCAGAGGGUCUUCUAAAGGGGAAAGUUGAAUCCAAGGAGAACACUGACUGUGAGAACCCAGAGAUAGUAACAGAAGUUGGCAACCAUGUGGAAGUGGAAGAACCACCAAAAGAGGUCAAAAGCUUUAAGUUAGAGACCGUCUUUAAGAAUUCCAGUGAACUUCCCAUUCCCAAACCAGAUUCUAACCCCAAGUCAGAAGUGGGAGAAGAGCUGCAGAAUGUCAAUUUUCAUGAUUUCAAGGAAAUUCAGAGAACUUCCCAUACAGAUUUUGAAAUGACUAGUAAGAAUGAAAAGAAUCCAAGCCAGGAAAUUUCUGAGGAAGUAGAACUACAUGCAACAUCACUAGAGAGCUCCAAAGGAAAUGCUUCUCAUUACCUUAAUUGGAAAAAAGCCCAAGAAGGUGAAUACAGAAGUGAAAGGCAAUGGGAAAUGCUUCCAGGAGAAGGACAAGGACCACCAUCUCCUCAGGAAAGAAAUUUAGGCAAUUUUAUAGGACUUCAGGGAACCUACAUAGGAGAAAACCCAAACACAUGUUCUGAAUGUGGAAAAAACUUCAGCCAGAGCUCACACCUUGCUGUACAUCGAUUAGCUCACAUUGGGGAGAAGAAAUUACAUGAUUGUGAGGAGUGUGGCAAGACCUUUAGUCGAAGUUCACAUCUUAUUUGCCACCAGAGAAUACACACAGGAGAGAAACCUUACAAAUGUCCUGAAUGUGGAAAAGGCUUCAGUGAUCACUCUAACCUCACAGCCCAUCAAAGAAUCCAUACAGGAGAAAAACCCUAUAAAUGUAGUGAGUGCUGGAAAAGCUUCAAUCAGAGCUCAAGCCUUAUUAUGCAUCAGAGAAUUCACACAGGAGAGAAACCUCAUAAAUGCAGUGAAUGCGGAAAAAGUUUCACCAAUAGCUCACAUUUCAAUGCUCACUGGCGGACUCAUACAGGUGAAAAACCUUACCAGUGUCCUGAAUGUGGGAAAAGAUUCAGUAAGAGUUCUACUCUCACUAGCCAUCAGAGAAUACAUACAGGAGAAAAACCUUAUGAAUGUCUUGAAUGUGGGAAAAGUUUCAGUGAUCGCUCAAAUCUCAUUACACAUCGACGAAUUCAUACAGGAGAGAGACCUUAUAAGUGUGGUGAGUGUGGGAAAAGCUUCAAUCAGAGUUCAAGCCUUAUUAUACACCAGAGAAUACACACAGGAGAAAAACCCUAUGAAUGUAAUGAAUGUGGGAGAAGGUUUAAUAACAGCUCACACUUUAGUGCACACCGGAGAACUCAUGUCGGAGAGAAACACUAGACUGGCACCAUAUGUUGAAGAAGUAUCAGUAAAAUCUUCAAGUUUCAAAUACCAGGUAAUCAACCCCAAAAGAAAAGCUUCUGUUACAUUUAAUUCUGUACCACACCUAAAAAAAGACUAUAGUAUUGAGGUUCAAGCUCAACUGUUCAACCCAACAGAAAUAAUGUUUCUGUUUUAUUAAAGUGUGCACUUGUCUUAGAAAAUAUUCUUCAGAAUUCUCUUUCAGACUGUGUUGAAGCUGAAAACAAGUUUCCAAAGCCAAUAGAAACCAGAGUUCUUUACUGGCUCAGUCAUCAUCUCACUGUAUGGCUCCUGUGUGACUGUGCCUUAGCUUCUACACCUCAAAUAUAGGAA
Molecule: messenger RNA, 3234 nt
Organism: Gracilinanus agilis (Agile Gracile Mouse Opossum)
Lineage: Eukaryota; Metazoa; Chordata; Mammalia; Didelphimorphia; Didelphidae
Product: zinc finger and SCAN domain-containing protein 29-like
Exons: 6
Coding region: 1-2880 (959 amino acids)
Biological process (GO): regulation of transcription by RNA polymerase II; central nervous system development
Cellular component (GO): nucleus
Molecular function (GO): RNA polymerase II cis-regulatory region sequence-specific DNA binding; DNA-binding transcription factor activity, RNA polymerase II-specific
Source: RefSeq, a predicted model, not a curated record